CCACAAGCGGGCCGUGUGCUUUGAGCAAGUGGCAUAUCCUAACUAACUUCGACUGCUUUUCGAGGAUGAGCUCUGUUGCUGUAAAUGAUGAGAAUCAUGGGGUCUGCCCUGGGAGGAAGAAAAGUAUCUCAAGUAAUGACAUUUUUGCUCUGGAACAGACGACUGGGAGGCCAUCCAUCUUGCGUCAAGCAGAAAACUUACCCAACAAAACCGUGGCAAAGGGAGCAAAGGUUUGUUUUCAGACUCCAAGAAGAGACCCAGUCACCAAAAGAAUUUUAUCUCCCACAAAGUCUGUUAAAAUUACAAGCAUAGAUGAGUGUACAAGAGCCAUGGAUACUUUAACUUUACAGUUGGAUAACACAAAAAAUUUGCCUCAGGAGUACACUAAGCCAUUUGAUGAGCACAGAUCUGAAGUGUCAUCCUAUCCCAAGGAUGAGAUGCCCAUACAAAGUAACACUGGUUAUCAGUUGGAUUUUGAUAGUCUUGAUGACAUCAAUCCAUUUCAGGGGUCUAAUAAGGUGGCACUUUCGCCAGCGAGGCCUGCAGUUGAAGAACUUCCUCCAGGGCAAAAUUGCCCUCAACAUGAAAUACCAGAGGAGCCCACCAAAACAGAAACUGUACUGGACGAGACCCUUCCAUUCAUCCUCUCAGUGGAAGAUUCUUUCAUUAAUGUCUCCACAAACAUAUGCUCUACAGAUAGCAGUGUUGUAACUGUGGCAAAAGACACAAAUGUUGAGGAUCAAGAUAUAUUUUCCACGCCACCUCAAGAGGAACUACCUGCAGUCACAUAUUUAGGUGAUGAUCAGCAGAAGACCAUGGCCAGUUUUUGUGUGGAAGAUUUUCCGCUGCCAACAAAAGGUUCCUACAACUUGGACUUGGACAACCUUGACUCAGUCGACCCUUUCCAAACUGGUGGCUCUAAAAUUCAGAAUUCCCCUGUCCUUGGGAGAAAAGUUGCAUGCAAUGAUGUGCCUGUUAACGUGUCCCCAGUAAAAGAAAUGCAACCUGAAAAUACCUUUAAUGUUCAAGAGGAACCUGUUGAUUCUGAGGUGAAGCUCACAGCUGCAGUGGCUCCCUUUUCCGAUGAUAUCUCCAUGCCAACAGAUGAUAAAUCCAUAUCCCAAGCUGUUUUCACUUCAAAGGAAGGCCCAGUCAAACUUGAGUUCAAUUUUGAUGAUGGCAGUGAGGUGACGCAAAAGCCACCCCCCAAGAAGUGUAGCAAAUGUCCUCCUGACCUGAAAUCUACAGAGAAAAGGCCUGCACUCGAAAAGGACUCCACGCCACCAAAAGAAUCAACAGCUAGCACUGUUGCCAUUCAGCAGAAGACCAUAGCCAGUUUUUGUGUGGAAGAUUUUCCGCUGCCAACAAAAGGUUCCUACAACUUGGACUUGGACAAUCUUGCCUCAAUCAACCCUUUCCAAACUGGUGGCUCUAAAAUUCAGAAUUCCCCUGUCCUUGGGAGAAACGUUGCAUGCGAUGAUAUGCCUGUUAAAGUGUCCCCAGUAAAACAAAUGCAACUUGAAAAUACUUUUACUGUUCAAGAAGAGCCUGUUUAUUUUGAGGUGAAGCCCACAUCUGCAGUGGCUCCCAUUUCCGAUGACAUCUCCAUGCCAACAGAUGAUGAAUCCACAUCCCAAGCUAUUUUCACUUCAAAGGAAGGCCCAGUCAAACUUGAGUUCAAUUUUGAUGAUGGCAGUGAGGUGACGCAAAAGCCACCCCCCAAGAAGUUUAGCAAAUGUCCUCCUGGCCUGAAAUCUACAGAAAAAAAGCCUGCACUCAAAAAGGACUCCACAUCAGUUAAAGAAUCAUCAGCCAGCACUGUUGCCAUUCAGCAGAAGACCAUAGCCAGUUUUUGUGUGGAAGAUUUUCCACUGCCAACAAAAGGUUCCUACAACUUGGACUUGGACGUCCUUGACUCAAUCAACCCUUUCCAAACUGGUGGCUCUAAAAUUCAGAAUUCCCCUGUCCUUGGGAGAAACGUUGCAAGUAAUGACGUGCCUGUUAACGUGUCCCCAGUUAAAGAAAUGCAACUUGAAGAGACUUUUAAUGUUCAAGAGGAAUCUGUUGAUUCUGAGGUGAAGCUCACAGCUGCAGUGGCUCCCAUUUCCAAUGAUCUCUCCAUGUCAACAGAUGAUGAAUCCACAUCCCAAGCUGUUUUCACUUCAAAGGAAGGCCCAGUCAAACUUGAGUUCAAUUUUGAUGAUGGCAGUGAGGUGAAGCGAAAGCCACCCCCAAAGAAGUUUAGCAAAUGUCCUCCUGGCCUGAAAUCUACAGAGAAAAAGCCUGCACUCGAAAAGGACUCCACACCACCGAAAGAAUCAUCAGCUAGCACUGUUGCCAAUCAAGUUGAUGAGGCUUCUAUUCCGACUGGUUCCUACUUGAACUUGGAGAAGUUUGACAACGCUAACUUCAAUCCCUUUGGAAAUAGUUCAAAAAUGGCAGACUCACCAAAGUGUGGCAUAAAAUCCAGCCUUGCUGGCAAAGCACUGACACCAGUCAUUGAGAAGACAAAUCCUGAACCAAAGCCCAGCCCUGUGGAGAAUGAAGCUGUACUCUCAAUGUGUUCUGGAGAUAAUUUCUCGCCAAAGAGUGAAUCCAGUCAUGCUGCCCAGAAUGAUGAUAAUAAAAUGUCAAAAGAAGAGUCCAAGGCUGCCUCUGACUAUGAUCUGGGAUCUCAAGCUGAAGCGGAGCAAUCUGUACUGAGUGUUCCUGAACCUUUCAAAUUGGGUCAACAUGAACAGAAGUCACAGACUGGCUUGUCAGAACCCAAUGAGGUGUUUGUUCCUGGAACCAUGUUUAUGUCCAAUGACUUCGAUGGGCAAAUUGACUACCUGGAACAGUUUGGGUCUGGCAAUUUCAAGGAGUCUGCCCUGAGGAAGCAGUCUCUGUAUCUCAAAUUUGACCCCCUACUGAAAGACAGUCCUAAGAAGUCUGGAGGCCCUGCUGUUCAGAACUCUCUCCCUCAUCCUUCUAUGUUUGCUUCACAUUUGAAGGCACCACAGACAACAGAAGAAGCGGCAAAACAGCCAAAAAAUGAACAUUCCAAAUUGGUUGAUGAUAUGACAACAUCAUUGGUGGGUCCUGUCAUCCAGAAUCCUCCAAUGCUUGAUAGUCUGGUCCCUCCUUUCCCCCAGCCAGCUAACACGGAGGAUGCGAUCAUUGAAAUGCUGAAGUAUAGUCAAAAAGACUUGGAUGCAGCCAUUGCCAAAGUCCAGGCAGAGGCAGAGAAAAAAGAGGAGCAAUGGAGUGUUAAGUGUGCGAAGCUCUGCGAGGAUGGCCAUGAAAUGAGGAAAGUGAUUUCUGAAUUUGAGCUCGUAACUGCACAGAUAUUGGCUAAUCAAGAGAAGGAAAGGGGGAUGGCCCAGGAAAAGCUUAAUAAGGCCCUGCUGGAGAAGGAACAAUUAGCAGGGGACCUGAAUGCCAUGGAGAAGUCUUUCUCUGAGCUCUUCAAGAGACUGGGAAAGUACAAGGAUGUCAUUGAGGGUUACAAGAAGAAUGAGGCGACUCUGAAAGCGUGUGCUGAAGAGUACUUGAUGACAAUCAAAAAGGAGGAGCAGCGCUAUGAGACCCUAAAAGCCCAUGCUGAAGAAAAAAUUGACCGCGCAAAUGAAGAGAUUGCUGAGGUGCGGUCCAGGCUUAAGACAGAGGUAUCAGCACUUCAAGCACAGCUGCGUAGAGAACAGCUAAAGGUGCAAUCACUGCAGAAGAACCUGGACCAGAAGGUGAAAGAGGCUGAGGAACUCUCCAACCUUUGUGAUGAACUUAUCAACAGUGUCCAGAAGCGCUGAAUGCAAAUUUUUUUUCUGUUUUAAAUUCUCAUUACUUUCCUCCUGUGUUGCUGUAGAUCUUUAAGUUGUUUAUAUAUGUUGCCAUUUCUUGGUCUCUUAUGUUGUUGUUGUUUUUGUUGUUGUUGUUAUGCUAAUAAAGAGUUGC
Molecule: messenger RNA, 3933 nt
Organism: Lampris incognitus (smalleye Pacific opah)
Lineage: Eukaryota; Metazoa; Chordata; Actinopteri; Lampriformes; Lampridae
Gene: tacc3
Product: transforming, acidic coiled-coil containing protein 3
Exons: 17
Coding region: 66-3788 (1240 amino acids)
Biological process (GO): cerebral cortex development; mitotic spindle organization; cell population proliferation
Cellular component (GO): cytoplasm
Source: RefSeq, a predicted model, not a curated record